UAGGCCAACGCUAUCGAAUUUUACGCUUAGAACACAUUUAGCAAUUCGUUUUCAUUUAUAUACACAUAGAUAAUAUGACAUAAUAAAAUCUGCGACGAUUAUUAAAACAUAUUUACGGUGAAAACCGCUAUGCUAGGUCCCGCAUACAAACAAGUAGAGCGUGGUAACAACGCACCGGUGCUCCUGCGCACCCGUCAUUCAAACCUUGACAUUCGCGGGUGACACUACACAAUAUGACUUUGGAAAAGUUGCUGUCACAAAUGGGAACAGGGACGAAGCACCUCACUGACAGAUUCACGGAAUACAGCGGACCGAUCCAUGAACAACCGGUAUACUACUCUUACGAGCCUGCGUCCCAGCAUGGGCAUGAAGCAUCUUCGAAACACAACUAUGGCGGCGGGGGACAGAAGAACAACGCUGCCAUGUCCGCGCUCACUUUGUUGGCGUUUCUCUUUUUCCUGCACAUUCUCCAACAGUGCAUAAGGGACCAUAUGACAGACAUGAGCACUCCACAAAUAAUGGUCAUGACUGCCGGAAGAGAGGGCGAGACGAUCUUAAAGAAAAACAGUAUGGAAAAAAUCGAUAAGACCGGUCUAAUGGCAAUAAAAGAGAGUGGCCAACACGCACAUGAUUUAAAUAAAACGAACACCGCAAAUGUAAUUGAUACGAUCGAAAAUAAUUUAAUGAAAAUCGACACGGCCGAGCCGCCGAAAACGCGGCGGAAAUACAAAGGCAACCUUAGUAGUCGUGACAAUUCAAAUUUAACGGUUUUCGAAACAACGGUUAAAUAA
Messenger RNA from Galleria mellonella (greater wax moth), 791 nucleotides. RefSeq lists its product as uncharacterized. Lineage: Eukaryota; Metazoa; Arthropoda; Insecta; Lepidoptera; Pyralidae. The record is from RefSeq and is a predicted model, not a curated record. The transcript has 3 exons. The coding region runs from base 234 to 791 and encodes 185 amino acids.